AUGAACAAGUUGGUGAAGAGUGCCCACGUGGAUGCAAACACACCGCUUCAUCAAUUUGCAAAGCAAAUGAUGAAGCUCCUGCAUAGUAGGAAGAUGAAAGAGGCCAAAGAGGCACUUGGAUGCAUGGGUCAAAAGGAUACAACUACAUUGUAUAUGUUUGAAAUAAGAGUUGCAAGGGCAUACACUAGAGCUGUGAUGACAAGGUUUCAGGAGACAGUAAAAUAUGCAACUGCAUACCGAAUAGACCGUGAUACAGAGGGUGAGGAACAUGAUUGGGUGGUGAAACAUACUACAAGAUCAAAUAAAAUUGUUUGGGGUCAACACCAAUUCAAGAUAAGGGCUGAUGUGGAUGCCGGAAAGUAUUCAUGUGAGUGCAAGCAUUGGGAGCAUACAGGUCUAUUUUGUGUUCAUCUUGUACGCGCUUUCAUGCAUCUACAAAUUGAAAGGAUCCCAAGUGAGUAUAUUUUGCAACGAUACACAUACUCCGCGCGUCAAGAUGUGGCUUUUUCAAGAGACGAUAGGAAUUUGAAAGGAAAAGAUGGAGAAACUAGAUCAUAUAGACAGAAGAUGUUGCUUAAAAAAGCAAUGAAAGUAGUACACCAUGCGAGUAUGUCUAAAGCUGGGAAUGAUAAAGCCCUAGAGAUGAUGGACGAAUUAUUAGGGUUAUUGAUGCGUGUGGAGCCUGAUAUAGGUACUGGUGAGAGUUGUGGCACAAGUGUUUGCGAUGACAUCCAGGUCGAAGCGUAUGAAACAGAAGAAAUGGCUAUAGACAACUUACGCAAAUUAGAUGAUGGGAACGAGGUAUGGAACAGAUCUUUAUAA
Messenger RNA from Zea mays, 822 nucleotides. Its product is annotated as protein FAR1-RELATED SEQUENCE 5-like. The coding region runs from base 1 to 822 and encodes 273 amino acids. The transcript is spliced from 4 exons. Lineage: Eukaryota; Viridiplantae; Streptophyta; Magnoliopsida; Poales; Poaceae. The record is from RefSeq and is a predicted model, not a curated record. Gene Ontology annotation, biological process: regulation of DNA-templated transcription. Gene Ontology annotation, molecular function: zinc ion binding.